AUGUCCACACUUGGGAAGAUAUCGAAGCUGACGGGUUACCUACCAAACGGCGCUGCUGGAGGACACACCGGAUUGCCACCUGGAGCUGCCCCUCUACUUCCCAAUAACGGUCGGAUCAUUCAAACUGGAGGCGUGAGAGUGCUUUGCGUGGCGGAUGUUCGAGGCAAUCUUCGAUCUCUGAACGAGCUUGCAAAGCAAGCACGCGCCGACCACAUCAUCCACACUGGAGACUUUGGUUUCUACGAUGGCACGUCCUUAGAUCGAAUUGCAGAAAAAACUUUAAAGCACGUUGCCCAAUACUCGCCUUUGAUUUCAGAACCAGUCAAGAAGGCGAUCGGAGCACCUGGAGCACCGGUAAAGCAGCGAUUUAAUGCGAGCGAUCUUCCUCUUUCCGAACUACCUCAAUUUCUCGACGGCAGUCUCAAACUCGACGUGCCUGUGUACACGGUCUGGGGCGCGUGUGAAGAUGUGCGGGUACUAGAGAAAUUCAGGUCUGGCGAAUACAAGGUCACCAACUUGCACAUUAUCGAUGAGGCACGUUCGAUGCUACUAGAAAUUGGUGGUGUGAAGUUGAGAUUAUUGGGCCUCGGUGGUGCUGUCGUGAUGCACAAGCUCUUCGACAAUGGAGAAGGACGAACGACUAUUGCAGGUGGUCAAGGCACCAUGUGGACAACGUUACUGCAGAUGGGCGAGUUGGUAGAUACUGCCAAUCGGGUUUACGACCCUACUGAGACCCGCAUUUUCAUUACACAUGCUUCACCAGCCCGUGAGGGUAUCCUCAAUCAGCUAUCCGUCACUCUAAAAGCCGACUUCUCGAUAUCCGCAGGCCUCCAUUUCCGAUACGGCAGUUCUUACAACGAAUUUAGUGUAAAUCCUACCCUGGACCACUACCGUGGGAAGCUUGCCGCAUCGAAAGCAUCCUUCAACGAUGUUUGGGAGACUGUGAAAGGCGAGGUCCAACCAGCUAUAUCACAGAACGAAGCACAACAAAACCUACUUCACAAUGCGCUUGAUAUAGUUGACAAGAUGCCAAGCACUGCUCUUGGUGGCAAUCCAUUUGGAGGUCCUGUUGGUGGAGCUAAUGCGGCGGGCGUUGGGCAGGUUGAUGAAAGCGCAUUUAAGAACAUGUGGAACUUCAAUCUGGCGGAUGCGGCUUUCGGUUGGUUGGUAUUGGAGGUCCAGGACGGCAGAAUCGGUACUGAGAUGAGAGCUCAAGGGUUCAACUUUGCACACCGAGGGGCAAAGCAGCACCCAGGACAUGCACAGCGGUCACCAGCUGCGCAACCUGCUCAGCAGCCCUUCAACCAAGGCCAGCAGCAACGUCCCACUCAACAACCACCGAGAGGCCCAGCUGUUCCUGAAGUGAAGUCAGAAUCGCCAGCACCAAAGCCAGCUACCCCACAGCCUCAAACCAAUGUCAACCUCCCAGGAACAGCGGACAAGAAGGAGAAUGAGAAGAUUUCAACUCCUGCGGCUACGAACGGUACUUCUAACGGUGAGGCUGCAUCCCCUGUCGCGAAGACUCAACCAAGUGAGCCUAUCAUUGGUUUAUUCGUUAUGAAUGUCACUUCCGAUGAUGCCGUCCGAGACCUGUUCAAGGACGAGGACAAGGAGAAGAUUCUGAAGAUCGAGAAGUGGGGUCAAUCCAACAAGGUAGCUCAUUUCAAGAGUAUUGAAGAGCGAGACGCUGUUCUAGCCAGUCUACCAGAGGAUGUGAAGUCUCGAACUGGUGAAGACCGAAGCCGACCACUGGUGAAGAUUUUCCAACCAAGAGAGAAUAAGUCUUUCGGUGGUAAUCGCGGUGGAGCAGGCAAUUGGGGUAGCAGCAGAGGUGGAAAUAGCUCCGGCACCCCUCAAGGCGGAUACCGUAGCGGAGGUGCGAGCGAUAGCGAAGGUGGCCGUGGAGGCCGUGGUGGACGUGGGGCUCCAAGAGGAACACGAGGUGGAGAAAGAGGCCGUGGACGAGGACGUGGCUUCAAGGGCGAAUCGUCCUCCCCAGCUCCAUCCAACGCAACACCUGCUACCGGCGACUCUUGA
This is a messenger RNA of Mollisia scopiformis, 2037 nucleotides long. RefSeq lists its product as uncharacterized. The record is from RefSeq and is a predicted model, not a curated record. The transcript has 5 exons. Lineage: Eukaryota; Fungi; Ascomycota; Leotiomycetes; Helotiales; Mollisiaceae. Bases 1 to 2037 code for a protein of 678 amino acids.